Moneuplotes crassus is the source of this 1141-nucleotide messenger RNA. The record is from the annotation of a GenBank genome assembly. NCBI's taxonomy places the organism in Eukaryota, Ciliophora, Spirotrichea, Euplotida, Euplotidae.
CUAAGAAUUUUACCCAAACAGUAAUGCCUAGAACAAAACUCAUGAGCAAGCGUGUGCUGAGGACAGCCAAGAAAGUUAUCAACUGAUGUAACCUAAGUGAAAAAGGAAUCAAGAAUGCUCUGAAUAAUGCCUUUAAGAGUGUAGUCAAGAACAGACAGAGUGAAAAGACACUUGAAUCCACUAUCAAUCUCAUCGAAGAUUUUAUUGAAGAAUUCACCAAGUCUUCUAUGAAUUUAAUGGGUAAAUAUCUAAAUGAAGAGAGCAAAAGAAAAAUAGCAACUGGUCCUAUUAUUUCAAGACUAGCCAAUGCUUCAAAAUUGAAUUAUAAAUUCCCCUUGGACCUGCUGUCUUCUAAACCUGAAUCUAAAGAAUCUGAAAUUGAGAAAGAACAUACAAUCUUGAAAUCAUCAGAAUCUCAAAAUUCAGUCGAGUUCCUUCAUUUAGUCCAAACUAAGAAGAACAAGCUCUCCCCCUCUAAAAAUUCUGGAAGCUCAGAAGUUGAACAGGAAGAAGAAGCUAAAAUUCAGAAGAAGCCUUCUGCAUGAAAAGACCAGUUAUCAGUGGCACAAGACAGAAGUAUUGAAGAAUGAACCAAGCCUCAAGAGUCUGAAAUCCUGAGUGAAAAAGAAGAUAAGUUAAAACAGAUUGAAAGCAAUGAUAAGUCUGAUGUUAUUGAGAUCAAUUCCCAAACCAAGAAGGAUCCUAAUUUGGAGCACAAAGUUGGUGUCUCCCAAAAGAUGUCAAAAGAAGGCCCAGAACCAGACAAUCUUCACUCCUUCCCCGAACUCCCCAGUCACUCCUGUCAAAUCUGCACAGACUCCUUCUCCAAUACCUACACCUUCACACAGCACCUGAUCCAACACCACUUUCCUCUAACCCUCAAAUGCCCCGUUCCUAAAUGUACCUAAGACCUUCCUCCCCCUGCUGCCCCCUUCCCCACCUGAAGACCCCUUCCUCCCCCUCCAGUCCCACUUGGAGUCCCACUACAGGUCCUUACCCAGUCUCCAUCGAAGACUCCAGGUGAAAGCUGAGCUUAAGAAAUUGGGUGUUUCAGAACUUUUGCAGGCUGAGAAGGAGAGAGGGGGUGAGAAGAGGGGAUAGAGGGGGAGAGAAUGGGGUGGUAAGAUAUUGGAAUUUCAAA